ACCGGACCGUGCAAAACUUGACUCGUCUAUUUAAAAAAAAAUUGUUUAUUUAAUUAAAAUUCAUUUUUAUCAAUUUAAAAUGUUUUAACAAAUAAUUGUGGAAAUGUUGUAUUUUUUAUUUAAAAAAAAAUAUUUAAGUUACAUAAUUUUUUUUAUUGAUAUUUUAAGAAAGUGUUGUUUAAAAAUUGAAAUAUUUUUAAAGUGAAUGUAGUGAAUUUGUGAAUAUAUGUAAUAUUGUCAAUUAUUUUUUAAUAAUGCUAAAGUUUAGGAUACACUACAUGCUGAAAAAAUUAUUAUUUUAAAAGAAAGAUGUGGCCUUGUUUUUGGAGUUAAAGCCUUCCCGUAGGCUUGGCAAGACUGAGGGUCCGCAUUUCAAACCAAUUGGCAAAAAGUAAGGAUUCACAUCCUCAAAAAUUUGUCCGCAAAAUUACAUUAAAUUCACCAAAUUGGAAACAGAAACUUAAUAAAAAAAGACAAAAAAAAAAGAAAAAAAAAUAAGGGGGAGGGGUAAAAAAGCGUAGUGCGAAAGUGCGAAAACAAAAAAGUGAUUGAAGAUUUAAAAAAUCAGUAGAUAAAGAAAAAAAGAAAAUUUAAUAAUAAAAAUCGCGACUUUUAUUCAUAUUAAAAAAAAUAAACAAAACUUUCUUGCAUCUCAUUUAACUGAUAAAACAAUUAGAAUUAUAUCGUUAAUUAAUUGAAAUUUUUAUUCGCGAGUUUUUUCUAUUCUAAAAAAAAAAAAAAUAAAAAUGACGUUAAACUCUCGAGGAUUUGUGACAUUACUGGUGCAAAUCACAAUUGGCAUUCUGACGAUCCUACAAAUUCUCUUCGUUACUGCAGGCCAGGAUACAAAUUCAGAGAAACCACUUCCGUGUCCAAGUGAAAUAUACUGCCAUGGAGAUUUAUUGCAUACUGUACAAAUGGCCAAGAUUUUCAAAGAUUCGAAGACUUUUGUUGAUAUGAAAAUGAAAUAUUCACCAAAUAAAACGAUGUCAUUGUUUCGUGAAUUAAUGAGUGAUACCGAAAAUAAUCCAACAUCAAUUCAAGUUGAGGAAUUUCUUAAUAGAACUUUUGAUCCAGCUGGAUCGGAAUUUAAAACAUGGGAUCCCGUCGAUUGGAAGGAGGAGCCAAUGUUUCUUGAAAAUAUACGUGAUAAAAGUUUGAAAAAAUUUGCCAAAGAUUUAAAUUAUAUUUGGAAAUUACUUGGUCGACAAAUGAAGGAUGAAGUUAAAAUGAAUCAAGAGCAAUAUUCAAUUAUUUAUGUACCAAAUCCAGUUAUUGUUCCUGGUGGACGUUUUCGUGAAUUUUAUUAUUGGGAUUCAUAUUGGAUAGUUAAAGGUCUUUUAUUAUCGGAAAUGAAAGAAACUGUUAGAGGAAUGCUCUCAAAUUUUGUAUCAAUUGUUGAAAGAAUUGGAUUUAUACCAAAUGGUGGAAGAAUAUAUUAUACACAAAGAUCACAACCACCAAUGCUUAUUCCAAUGGUUAAUGAAUAUUUAAAAGUCACCAACGACAGUAAAUGGUUGGAAGAAAAUCUUUGGCUAUUGGAGAAAGAAUUCGAUUUUUGGAUGACUAGACGAACGGUUCAAGUUAAAAAAGAUGGUGUUACUUAUACUCUUGCCAGAUAUUAUGAGGAUUCCAUAGGUCCUCGACCCGAAUCUUAUAGAGAGGACUAUUUGACGAGUCAAAUUUUCCGAACAACCGAAGAGAAAAAUAAUUAUUACGCGGAACUGAAAACAGCUGCAGAAAGUGGAUGGGAUUUUUCCAGUCGUUGGUUUAUACUUGAGGGUACAAAUAAAGGUAACUUGACGAAUUCAAAGGCAAGAAGCAUAAUUCCCGUUGACCUUAAUUCAAUAAUAUAUUUAAACGCACAAUUGUUGGCGGAUUUUAAUCGAAUGGUUGGCAAUCAGACAAAAAGUGAUUAUUAUAUGAAAAAGGCAGAUGAAUGGAGAGAUGCUGUGACGGCGGUAUUAUGGCACAAUGAAGUAGGUACAUGGUUAGAUUAUGAUAUAAUUAAUGAAGAUAAAAGAGAUUAUUUUUAUCCAACGAAUGUACUUCCAUUAUGGACACAUUGUUAUGAUGUUGAUAAAAAAAGUGAUUAUGUAUCGAAAGUAUUGAAAUAUCUUGAAAAACAACAAAUAAUGCUCAAUCUUGGUGGUAUACCAACAACAUUGGAACAUUCCGGUGAACAAUGGGAUUAUCCAAAUGCAUGGCCUCCACUUCAAUAUUUUGUAAUCAUGUCACUUGAUAGAACGUCCGAUCCUUGGGCGUUAAGGUUGGCCUACGAAUUAAGUCAACGAUGGGUGCGCAGCAAUUACAAAGCAUUCAAUGAAACUAAUGUCAUGUUCGAAAAGUAUGACGCUACAGUAUCAGGUGGAUAUGGUGGUGGCGGGGAAUAUGAGGUUCAAUUUGGAUUCGGUUGGUCGAAUGGAAUUAUUAUGGACUUGAUAAAUAAAUACGGUAACCAGCUUACGGCAGAAGAUCAUUUCUUACAAAAGGAAAAUCCACCUGAAUCACAGGUAGCUGUCUCAACAGCUGGACAACUUAUGACUGGUAUUUUGGCUAUCAUGAUAUCAGUAGCUGCAGGAUUUAUAGGGAUGGUGGUGUACAAAAGACGUCAGUAUCUCUCGCUCGAACCAGCUACCACUUACGACAAAAGACAAUUUGGAGAUGCUGGUAAUAUAUAUAGGAAAAAAAUCGCAUACACGGAACUCAGAGACAUGAGCAACGAUUGACAAUGAGUCGAAUUAUAGGUGUACACAAAUUUAUAAUACUCUUUUUUUUUUUGCAUAAUUUAAGUAGCUGUAAAAUAUGGACAAAAACGUCAUUAGCUGAGACUUUUUCUAAAUUGGAAAAAAUUUUUUUUAAAUAUCUUUUCUACUAUUGAUGAAAUCAAUUUGCAAUUAUUACAUAAACCUAUUAUAUACGAUUAUAAAUUUGAUAUGACAAAUUGUAUAUAUAUAUAUAAAUUUUUUAAUCAAGAAAACCAGCUAAUGGCCAGAGUAACGUCAUUCAUUUUUUUUUUUAAUCAAAUUAAUUAUCAAAUAACAUAUAUAUUAAUUUUUAUGAAUCGUAAUUUUUGGUGAUUUUAUAUAUUAUUGAAUUAUAAUUACAGAUUUAUUUUUAAAACUGUAAUUGUAUAUAAUUGCAAAUUUAGUGAUAAAUGAAAUUAUAGAGUAUUGAUUUUAAAAAUUGCAAUAUUAUUGUAAUUUGUAUAUUAGAUAUAUUAUAAAUUAGCUAUUUGCCCCACAAUGUUUGUCAAUUCUUUUUGACGUUAGUUUAAUUUAUUUAAAUUGUUAUUUGCAUGUCCAAUAUAAUGACCAAUAAGUUCUCGUCAAUAUUUAUUUGUUCUUUCGAGAAAAAUAUGCCAAAUAGUGUUAAUUUUUUAGCGCAAAACAUUUUUGAACAUUUGGAAAAAUUUUCUUUAGAUCAAAGAAUUUUGAUUUAAAAAAAAAGAACUAUCUUGCGUCACAAAUUUUCUUUUUCUAAAAAAGAACAAAAUGAGAACUUGUGGUACUUGUGAUUUAGAUACUUUUUUUUAUAGAAUUAUUUUAAAUGUGCAAAUAGCUAAUAUUUGAUAAAAAUUCUGUUUUCAUGAUAUAUCGUAGCGAUGCAGGAUUUUAAGUAUUUUUCAUGCGAUCUUUAGUUAAUAAUGGCCAAUGUGAAAAAUGUGUAUAUAUGAGUAACGAAUUAAUUAUAUUAAUAGUGAGGAUCAUGCUUAAGAAUAUACAUUUUUACGUACAACAACUUUCACUGAUGAAAAUUUGAAAAAAAGAUAAAUCUUUCUUUCAUGUAUCUCAUCUCUUGUCUCUCAAAAGACAAGGAAACUGAGAGAAAAAAAUCUCCUACUGUUAUAAAUAUCAUUUCAGUUGAAAAAGAAUAAAAUAAAAUCUAGGAUUAUUAGAAAUUUUUUUUUUCCCCUUUUAUUAAAGUAGAAACAGGAAAAGAAGAAACAAAUUUCUUACCGAAUAGAUUUGUUACCGUUAGUUGAGGUUGUAAAAAUUAAAAAAAAAAAUUUAUCGCUCAUUUUAGUGAGAAUUUUUUUUUUUUUAACAAUUUUAUAAAAUUUUAAUUGAAUUUAUCUAUAGCAGUUGGAAGUUUUAUUCUCUGUGGAAGUAAAGACAAAGGAAUUCGUGCUGUGCACGAUAUUUCGCGAAUUAUUAUAAUUAUAGAAACUUUAAAGUCUGCUGGUCCGACCACUAUAUUAUUGUAUUUCUAUUAUAGCUAGAAGAAAAUGCAUUAUGUUAUGUGACAGACAACAAAACUUCGUAUUAGUCAUUGUGACAUAAUUAUUUGCAUAUAAAAAUAUGUUCAUAAGGGAUGAAAGCAAUUUGUACCGACUGUGGACAUUUAUAAAAAACAUAUUCUCAUAUUUUAAAUAUUACACUGUGAGAAAAAGACUUCGUUAAAUCCAGCGAUCAUAAUUGUUAGAAAUUUUCUUCAAUUAAAUACAUUUUAUUAUCUAAAGUCAUUUCUAUUAGAAUUUCAAAUUUAUUUUUAAUAAACAAUAAAAAUUAAAUUAAAAAAAAAAAAAAACAAUUUCUAUUAAAAUUAACUUAAAGAUAAACCUAUUUUUAUAAACACUUUGUAUUUAAAAUAUAAUUAUAGCAACAAUAAAAGUAAUAAUGAAAAUAUUUUUUAUGGAAAUGACUUCAUAAUUAAGAAUGUAAUUAAGAUUAUUUCAACAAUAUAACACUGAAUACGUCCAAAUAAAUAUUUUUUUCACUUCAAUUUUUCUGUUUAAAGAAAGUUUUAAUUAAAUUAAUUAUGAUGAAGUGAAAUAUUUUUCUCACUGUGAUAUGAAAAUGUCCACUAAUGGUUUGGUCACAAAACGAUUUUUUUUUAUCCUAAGCCUUAUUGCGCAAAAAUACGGAAAGAAACUAGAGAUAAUAUAAAUAUAUUUAUUGUUGCGCAAAAAAAAGGAUAUAACUGUGAAUUACUUUUAUAUAACUUCGAAAUUUUUAGAAUAAUUGUAAAAAGUUAGAGAAACAAAAUAAUGAUUUUUUCAAUGAGCAUAACAAAUUAUUGCAUGCAUUUGCGUCAAAAGAAAAAAAAGCCUUUUUUUGAGACUUUUUUUUUAAAUAGGCUGAAAAAUAAACUUGUUUCUUAUAUAAGUAAUUUUGAAAAUUUUUAAAUUCAAAAUUUAAACAAGUGUUGAGAAAAAUCGCAUUUCAACAAAUAGUUUAAAUUUUGAUUCGAUAAAUUGUACAUAUUAUAUAUAUAACUUGAAUUAUUAUAUCUCUUUUAAAUGAAAAAUUAUUAUAUAAUAAAUAAAAUAUAGGCAAUUUAGGCUGAAUAAACUUGUAUGUAUAUUUAAAUUUAUAGACGAUUUGUUAAAGUUUAUUUUUUUUGUAUAAACAAAUUAACUAUUUUGUACACUGAAGAAAAUGUCUUUGAAUCUAUUAUUAUUACUAUUAUUGCUUCUGAAUAAAUGCGGCAAAGGAUUCUAUAACGAUCCUGUAAAAAAAUUUUUUUUUUUUUGAGUGUAUAGAGUAUUUUACAAAUAAUAUGAACUCAUAAUGAAUACUUUUAAGAAAUUCCUUUAUAAUUGUAUUUAAACUAAAUAAAUUACACAUGUCAUGUU
Messenger RNA from Leptopilina boulardi, 5578 nucleotides. RefSeq names its product trehalase. NCBI's taxonomy places the organism in Eukaryota, Metazoa, Arthropoda, Insecta, Hymenoptera, Figitidae. The transcript has 7 exons. Gene Ontology annotation, molecular function: alpha,alpha-trehalase activity. Bases 747 to 2729 code for a protein of 660 amino acids. The record is from RefSeq and is a predicted model, not a curated record. Gene Ontology annotation, biological process: trehalose catabolic process.